Molecule: messenger RNA, 2756 nt
Organism: Andrographis paniculata
Lineage: Eukaryota; Viridiplantae; Streptophyta; Magnoliopsida; Lamiales; Acanthaceae
Product: ADP-ribosylation factor GTPase-activating protein AGD2-like
Exons: 19
Coding region: 151-2502 (783 amino acids)
Cellular component (GO): cytoplasm
Molecular function (GO): protein binding; GTPase activator activity
Source: RefSeq, a predicted model, not a curated record
AGGGACAAAGCAACAGAAGAGCAGAGAGGGCGCAGAUCAGACGUCAACCGACCCUUUGGAGUAACAACAAAGUUGUCUCUUGUCUCCUCUCUCCGCCUCCUGCCCUAUUCCACUUUCUUCUGCUAGAUCUACCCUCUUCACCGGACCGAAAUGUCGGCGGCCUUCAGCACGCUCGAGGAUUCACCCAUGUUCCAGAAACAGGUGCGAUCUCUGGAGCAGACGGCGGAUGACCUAAGAGAUCGAUGCCAGAAGCUGUGCAAGAGUUGUAAGAAAUACACGGAAGUGCUUGGGGAAGCAUGCAAUGGUGACAAGGUGUUUGUGGCUUCAUUAGAGGCCUUUGGUGGUGGCCUUGAUGAUCUUCUUGGCGUCUCGAUUGGAGGUCCUGUGCUAUCUAAAUUUAUAAAUGUAUUGAACGAGCUAGUCACAUACAAGGAAUUUCUCCGUUCUCAGGUUGAACACGUUCUUGUGGAUCGUUUGUCUCAGUUUUUGUCUGUUGAUUUGCAAGAAGCAAAGGAAUCCCGUCGGCGUUUUGACAAGGCCAUAUAUGCAUAUGAUCAGGCACGAGAAAAGUUUGCUUCUCUAAAGAAGACAACACGGGAGGACAUUGUUGCUGAAUUAGAAGAAGAUUUACAUAAUUCAAAGUCUGCAUUUGAGAAAAGCCGCUUCAAUUUGGUAAAUGCUCUCAUGAAUAUUGAAUCAAAAAAGAAAUUCGAGUUCAUGGAAUCUUUUAGUGCACUUAUGGAUGCCAACUUGCGUUAUUUUAAACUGGGGUAUGAGCUAUUAAAGCAAAUGGAGCCUUUUAUUCAUCAGGUCUUGACAUUUGCACAACAAUCAAAGGAGCAGGCAAAUAUAGAACAAGAUAAACUUGCAAAAAGGAUCCAAGAAUACAGGACGCAAUCACAGCUGACACAGUUGCAGGCAUCUAAUAGAUUGGAAGCAUCAUCAAAUGCUAUUGCCUUGAAGGGAUAUGGCAUGAAUGCUUAUAAAACAAUGGAGGACAUUAUGCUGGCCACUGCAAAAGGCGAGGUCCAGACCAUCAAACAGGGUUACCUUUUGAAAAGAUCUACCAGCCUGAGAGCAGAUUGGAAAAGGAGAUUCUUUGUACUUGACAGUCAUGGGACUUUAUAUUAUUACAGAGAUAAAGGUUCAAAACCGAUGGGCUCAACAUUUCAGUCUUCUCACUCAGUGGAGCAUAAUCAUCGUGUAUUUGGUAGAUUUCGGUCAAGGCUACAUCGUGAAGCAUCACUUGGGGGUGAAGAUAAUUUGGGCUGUAGCACUGUUGAUCUACGCACGUCAACAAUUAAGAUUGAUGCUGAGGAUACUGAUUUGCGACUAUGCUUCAGAAUAAUUUCACCAUUAAAAACUUAUACAUUGCAGGCUGAAACUGAAGCUGAUAGAAUUGACUGGAUGAACAAAAUUACAGGAGUUAUUACAUCCCUCUUGAAUUCCCAUCUGCACCAGUUAGACUUUGGCAAAAGUGAUUCUGAUAGAAAUUAUGAUUCUCAUGGGGCAUCUUUAAGACGACCGCUCGAUUACAAUGAAAGUUCAACGGAUGAUAUCCGAGUCAGACCUGAAUCUGUUUCCAAGAUUUUGAGAGAAGUUCCUGGGAAUGACCAAUGUGCUGAAUGCUGUGCCCCUGAUCCUGAUUGGGCAUCUCUGAAUCUUGGCGUCUUAAUGUGCAUUGAGUGCUCAGGCAUUCACCGUAAUCUUGGUGUUCACAUAUCCAAGGUCAGGUCACUCAACUUGGAUGUGAGAGUUUGGGAGCCUGUGGUGUUAGACUUGUUUCGAGCUCUGGGCAAUUCCUACUGCAAUUCUGUCUGGGAAGAGUUGCUUCUACUAAAUAAAGACUCAAAAAUUGAGUUUGAUGGCUCAUCCAUUGCCAAACCGAGCCCUAAGGAUGGAAUUCAUGAAAAAGAAAAGUUCAUUCAAGCAAAGUAUGCCAGAAAACUGCUUGUAAAUAAAGAAGCCACAGCACUCCGGGAUGAAUCCAUUUCUACCAUCUGGAAGGCAGUUAGAUCUAACAAUCUGCAGGAAGUAUAUCGAAUCGUCGUAACAUCAGAUGCGAACCUAGUCAACUCAACCUAUGAUGGAAUAAGCAAUUGUAGUCUGUGUGAUAUUGAAAGGGAAUCUCAACAAAAUGUUAAUGACGACCAAGAGGAAAAGCUUGAUCAGACAAGCUGUGAGACAGGCAGAUCUUCCUGCGAUCCAGGAAAAUGUUUGCGGGGCUGUUCCUUAUUACAUUUGGCUUGCCAAAAAGGAGAUAUGGUGAUGCUGGAGCUGUUGUUGCAAUUGGGUGCUGAUAUAAACAAACGCGACUUUCAUGGCAGAACUCCUCUUCAACAUUGCAUCUUGAAAGAAAACAAUGAGAUAGCCAAGUUUUUGCUUAGAAGAGGUGCAUGGGCUUCGAUAAGGGAUGCUGGGGGACUUACUGCUUUAGAAAGGGCCAUGGAGAUGGGCGCAAUUACUGAUGAGGAGCUAUUCAUAUUGCUUUCAGAGAGCUGAUCUGAUUGAAUGGAAUGCAAAUUUCAUUAAUGUGAGUUUCUUUCUCCACCCAUCCCCUUAUUUUCUUGCACUGCUCAAUCCCAAUUCAUAUUGCUUUCAAUACAUAUAUGCUUUGUACUCAUUCUGUUGGUGAUUAUUUAUUUUAAAAAUUAUUUUUAGAGAGGUUUACAGAAAGCAUGAAACGUUAUCUGAUCACAAUUGCUUGUUACUUCUGGGAUUUGGGAAUCAUAAAGCAUACAUAUAUUUCUAAUGGA